AUGAAAAAUCAUUAUAAAAUUCAUGCACAAAAUUAUGAAACUUUUGAUCAUAAUCAAGAUGAUAUAUUACCAUCACUAGCAAUAAAUGAUAUAAUAAACAAUUCAGAUCAAAGUCAAUCAAUAACAACAGCAGCUUUGGUAUCUGUAGUUAAAAUCAAAAUGUUUGUUUGGCUUCGAUCAGAUUUUGAUUCGAGUUCAACAGCAGCACAACUUGCAAAUAAUAGUGUUACACGUUUCAUGAAAAAAUUAUGUGUUAAAGAAAAUAACGAUGAAUCACAAAGAAAAGAUUUAGUUCACUUACUUUUGUUAAGUGUCUUCUGA
Messenger RNA from Rotaria sp. Silwood1, 321 nucleotides. Lineage: Eukaryota; Metazoa; Rotifera; Eurotatoria; Philodinida; Philodinidae. The record is from the annotation of a GenBank genome assembly.